Molecule: messenger RNA, 1038 nt
Organism: Glarea lozoyensis ATCC 20868
Lineage: Eukaryota; Fungi; Ascomycota; Leotiomycetes; Helotiales; Helotiaceae
Product: POZ
Exons: 3
Coding region: 1-1038 (345 amino acids)
Molecular function (GO): protein binding
Source: RefSeq, a predicted model, not a curated record
AUGUCCAACUACGCCACGCGUUCUUCCCAGCAGCCGUUGAAUGGGCCACUUAGCAACGACUUGAUGGCGGCAUUUUCUCCAAAGAGAAAGCCGCCAGUCAAACUGGUCAUUUCAUCAAAAGAUCGACCAAAAUCGGACAAUACAAAGGCGUUCAGGCAAUCCUUUUGCGGCGAGAACUCCAUCGCGACAAUAAAUGUCAUUGAGGCCGAGAAGACCACGCCCUUCAAGGCUCACAAAUCGUUUCUGAUAUCCCACUCAGAGUAUUUUGCAGCCGCUUUCCGGGGAAAUUAUGAAGAGGCAAAGACUUCGGUCAUCAACCUCGAAGACGUAUCUGCUACAACGAUUGAUAUUUUCAUUGGCUGGAUUUACCGACAAACCAUCUUGACUCCUCAAGGAGAAGUUCCAGAAUUCUUUGAACUAGUCGAUCUGUGGCUCUUCUCCGACCGGGCUUUAGUUCCACGUCUUCAAAACGAAGUUUUGUUAGCUAUGAACAACAGACCAGGUCAGCUCAUCGAUGACCAGCAGAUUUCCUUUCAAAAGAUCUACCAUAAUACAAUGCCUGGCAGCCCUUUCCGACAAUACAUCGUAGCUAUUGUUUCGAGGUCCCAACUGCUUGGUUCAAAAGAUCUGGAAGACCCUAAAGCAUACCCGAGGGAAAUGCUCAUAGAUCUGAUUAAUUGUGUAGCUCGCAGUAAGCGGGACAAGUCUGGGAAAUUUAUCAAACUGGAGCUCGAUCCAUUUUUAGUCGAUGAAUCCGUUGCUGUUCCAAGAUCCCGGAGAGCGAUGACUCCUGCGCCCAGUCAAAUAAUCGAUCUCGAUACCCCGCCCCAAACUCCUAUCAAGUCCAUCGAGCCCGAAACAUCCCAUAAACCAGGAAUCACUGCAGCAGAUGGCAAGCGUAUGGAGCAGAAGAAGCUUGAUCGUGAAGAGAUGGCAACACACACCCCCAUGCCCGCUCCUUACAAUGGCAUGGCCCAACUUGCUGGCGCAGCUAAUACAAGCACUACCCCUACGGGCUUCCUUGGAGUAACGAACUGA